UCUUUCUUUCAGCAAUCCACUCUCUGCCUCUCUCGUAGACUCCAUCUCUCUUUCUUCAUCCAAACCCACAAUUUCAGAGUGAGAGAAUCUGAGCUGGGAUUGGGUUCUGAAGGUGCCAUCUCUGAUCUCUCUCUUUAGUCUCGGUUUUUGCUUUGUUUCUUCUUCUUCUUUUGAUUCAGUUUGAUUCUGGGUCUGUGUUGGUGGUCAAUUCUGGUGAAAAUUUUUAGUCUUUUUUUUGUUUUUGUUGGAGGGUAAUGUUAUUGGUGAACUGGGUUUGAUGGGAUGUGGAUUGUUGUUGUUUUGCUUGGGUUUAAUUUAUUGUUUUCGGGUUUGAAUUAGGGAAAUCUUGUGGCAUCGUUUUUCUCUCUUAUUUUCCCGAUUUCAAUCUAUAUAAUGCUUCUGUCUAAGAUUUCGAUUUAGAGAGAGAGGUGGGUUUUGUUAUGCUGUAGAGCUUUGAGACUUCUGUUGAUUGAGUCCUUGAUUGAUAAGGUGGAUUUGUCGGAGUCCGAAGCCGAAGCUUCAUUGGAGUUCUUGCUGAGUGAUGCUAAUGAGGCUUUGAUUAGCGCCUUUCUUGUGUUGUUGAGAGCCAAAGGAGAGACUUUUGAAGAAGAAAACUGAAGUUUGCUGUCGCAUUAAAAAAAAAAAAAAAAAUCUGUUAACGGGUUUUUAACGGGUUCCAACGGAUAACCCGCAAACCCGCCGGGUUUAGCCCGCAAAAUCCGUUAACUUAACGGGUUUUUAUCGGGUCGGCCCGUUAAAAACCCGGUCCGUUAACAACCCGCACCGUACCCGCACUAUACCCGCACCGUUAGCCCAAAACUUUUGCCCGUGGCGAUUGCACUCGGAGUCCGCUCUUGUUGAAUGCGCUGGGUUUCCACCGAUUUGCAGGGCUUCCCCUCAUCUCUCACUCCCGUCUGUUGGUUUCCUCGAUCUUGAUUCUCUUUCCCUCUUUGCUUGUUCAACCAAAACCGAUUUCUAAAUUCGGACAUUCAUGGGAACCCCAAAGAGGAAGAAGAAGCAGACCCCAGAGACCCAAUUCCACUCUUCCCUCACUUUCUGCUCAAAGAACAAGGACUUAAGCAGCGCAAUCUCGCUGUAUGAAUCCGCUGUUUCGCAGAAUACGCGGCUCAACCAGCACCAUUUUAACACCCUACUCUACCUUUGCUCUAACUCUGUCACCGACCCGUCCCUGAAGCAAUUGGCCUUGGAAUAUGGCUUCCGCGUGUUUGAUCACAUGUCGUUGAUCGAAGUCCUCCCCAACGAGGCCACGAUCACCGCUGUUGCUCGGCUCGCUGCGGCGAAAGGUGAUGGUGAUUAUGCUUUUGAGCUGGUGAAGGGUAUGGAGAAGUAUAGUGUAUUGCCGAGGUUGCGCACUUGCGAUCCGGCAUUGUUUUGCUUUUGCGAGAAACUGGAGGCUGAUAAGGCGUAUGAGGUGGAAGAGUAUAUGAAUAAGGUGGGAGUGAGUGUAGAAGAGCCUGAGAUUGCAGCCUUAUUAAAGGUGAGUGCAGAGACAGGAAGAGGGGAGAGGGUUUAUGAUUACUUGCACAAGUUGAGGAAUGCUGUGAGGUGUGUUAAUGCAUUGACGGCCAAGAUCAUUGAGGAUUGGUAUCGUGAUGGAAGGGCUAGUGAAGUGGGUGAGGUGAAUUGCGACUCGGGUAGGGUCAAAGAGGCGGUUUUGAGGAAUGGAGGAGGGUGGCAUGGGCAGGGGUGGGUUGGGAAGGGGGAUUGGGCUGUGCAGAGAGCCAAUGUGGAUUCUGACAGCAGGUGUUGCUCCUGUGGUGAGCAUUUGGUUUGUGUUGACAUUGACUGUGCAGAGACAGAUAGGUUUGCGCAGUCUGUUGCUGCUUUGGCAAUGGAAAGGGAGGUUAAGUCGAAUUUCAGUGAGUUUCAGGAUUGGCUGGACAAACAUGCUGAUUAUGAAGCUAUUGUGGAUGGAGCUAAUAUUGGGCUCUACCAGCAGAAUUUUGCAGAAGGUGGAUUCAGUCUUCCUCAGCUUGAUGCUGUUGUGAAAGAAUUGUACAAUAGAAGUGGAGAGAAAUGGCCACUUGUUGUCUUGCAUAAUAGACGUUUUCGGUCACUUGUGGAAAACCCUUCCCACAGAAAAGUGGUUGAGGAGUGGAUGGAUAAAGGUUUUCUUUAUACCACACCAAGUGGCUCAAAUGAUGACUGGUAUUGGCUUUAUGCUGCUGUGAAACUCAAGUGCUUGCUCAUUACAAAUGAUGAAAUGCGAGAUCAUAUAUUUGAACUUCUAGGAAGCAGCUUCUUUCUUAAGUGGAAAGAGAGGCAUCAAGUACGAUAUACUUUUGUUAAAGGCAAUCUGAAACUUCAGACCCAACCCCCAUAUUCUUCAGUGAUCCAGGAAUCAGAAAGCGGAUCAUGGCAUGUACCUGUAGCAGAUGACAGCUGUGAGGAGCCAGCGAGAACCUGGCUCUGCAUUACCCGGUCAAGUGCCUCUAAAGCUUCUAGUGGAGCUUUGCUAUCUCAAAAUGCGUUUCUGAACUCUUGCACAUCUGAGUUAGUUACCAGUCACAACGAUAAAACCACAACUAAGACGGGUAAAAGAAAAGAGAGGUCCCCAUCUCCUUCCCACCUAAUGACUUAACUCUUCCACCUGCUUAGUACCAUUUGGAGGUGCGCUCUUUGUAAUUCUAGUUAUGGGGCUCAUAUCUGGUGGAGAUGGUUGUGGCUAAUAGGAGGCUGGUCAGGAGCAGCGGGAUCACCUAUUAUAACAACGGCCUAAUCUGUCUGCAACACACCCCAACUUUCCCUGUAUGUCUCUGUUAUGUUGUAACAUACUGCAACUUUUGUAGUACACGUCAUUCUUUAUAGUCAGCUUAACAAAAUAAAAAGAAAAGAAAAAUUGAAGCUUUA
Molecule: messenger RNA, 2871 nt
Organism: Rosa rugosa (rugosa rose)
Lineage: Eukaryota; Viridiplantae; Streptophyta; Magnoliopsida; Rosales; Rosaceae
Product: proteinaceous RNase P 2
Exons: 8
Coding region: 992-2602 (536 amino acids)
Biological process (GO): tRNA 5'-leader removal
Molecular function (GO): protein binding; ribonuclease P activity
Source: RefSeq, a predicted model, not a curated record